Molecule: messenger RNA, 3123 nt
Organism: Cladophialophora immunda
Lineage: Eukaryota; Fungi; Ascomycota; Eurotiomycetes; Chaetothyriales; Herpotrichiellaceae
Exons: 4
Coding region: 1-3123 (1040 amino acids)
Source: RefSeq, a predicted model, not a curated record
AUGGCAUUCUCCAAACUUGCCGUGCCGUCUUCCCGCCGGAGCUCGAGAGGCUCUCGGUAUAUCAUUCGAACCCACGAUUUCUUCUACUCAAGACCUCCGCGGCCGAGGUUUUUCACGCACAAGCCUUCGUUGUUAGUGGUGGCUCGACCUAUUCUACGCCCGCAGCUGCCUUUCUUGUACCCUUUCCCCCGUGGCAACACCCUCCAAACACACGUCGGACGAUUCAUCUCAACCGAACGCAAACAGCGCUGGAAGGAACAAUUCUGGCGCUAUGUACGAAUCAAUGCCUACCUUUGGCCCACGGCUCUCCUGCUCACCAUCCUUUCGAUGGGCAUGGUGCACACCAAGCUUGAACGAGAUUAUCCCACGCCCGGGGAUUGGUCAUUCUGGAGUCGGUGGUGGAUGCGCGAGGCAAAAUUCACAGAGCUUGCGGACGGCGCCAAAGUGAAUCAGAUCCUGACGGAUUGGGCAAAGGCUGGUCGGCUAUACCUGAGCGUCCUCGAAAGGCUGGAAAAUGAAAAGGUGGACGGCCAGUUUCUCAUCAAGCACGCGGAGACGGAGGCGUCCUCUGCGGACACGACUGAAGGGUUCGACGUGAGUGCCAAAAGUGACCAAUGGCGACGAGGGUAUCACGAAGCUCUUAUGGGUGCUGCGCGUGUGGCUGAACAUCUGGAGGGUAUGUGCAAGUUGAAAGGGGACGCCAGAGGAGGCCGCGUGUAUCCUUGGGAGAGUAUCCCUUCACCAACCAAUCCACGACCGAAGCCGCUCCCAUACGAUAAGAAACACGGUCAUAACAGUCCACCCACAUCGGAGGAAGUGGAAGACGCCUUUCUGCCCCCCUCUGUUUUUUACGAGAAGAUAUUGGCCACUACUGGCUUUGAUACGCGGCAACGACUCGACGCGGCUCUGGCAUAUGCCGAUUGGUGUGAUUUCAAGGGGGAAAAUAGCACAGCUGAAGGUCUUUACGUCAAAGCCGCAGAGAUCGCUCAAUCCGGUUUGCCAACGGGGACUGCAGAUGUGAUUGAUGUUCAGACGGGGAUGAUUCUCAAGGGCCGAGAAGAUGCCGUAAGCGACAACAUUUUACGAGUCUGCACUGCAUUUGGAGUUCACCAUGUCAGAGACGGAAACGUGAAGAAAGCUCUUCCAGUAUUUCUAAGCGUUCUGAGAGCUAGGAAGACUCUGCCUGCAUCUCCCCUUGGCCCAGCCAUUGGGGCAUCAAAAGUCAAAGUGGAGAAGGAUGAAGGCUGGUUGUCCUAUGUAUAUGCUUUGAAAGAUCUAUUGGUUGAGAGGCCAUAUCCUCCACCUCCGCCUACUGGCAAUGAAAGGCCAUAUCACACAUUGAAGGAAGCCUGUGAAGAGGUAGGGCUCAUGACAUACAUUGGGGAGAUCCUUUUUGCCACAAGUGACAGCGAACGGGCAAAAGGCCUUAGCUGGACGAGAGACAGUGUUGAAGCUGCCGAAGCUAUCAUGUGGGUGAUGGACGAACAAAAGGAGCAGGACGGAAGGGACCGAUGCCGCGAAUGUUUGGAAACCGGUCUCCAAAACUGGAAAGCUAUGUCUCAACAGAUGGCGCGACUUGCGGCGAAAAAGGAACAGGAAAUUGAGAGCGGCAAGGGGCUUUUCGGACUCGGUCUCGGCAGAACACAACAGCUUGAAAAGGCUCGAACUGAGAGAAGGAGAUGGGAUGAGGAGAAUCUACAGGUUGAACUGCGGAGACAGAAGACUCUACCGCUCCUGCAAGAGCCGCUGCAGGCUAUCGCUGGAGGCUGGUUGUCAACUCGCGUUUCUUCCGCCCCAGCAACCUUGCGGCGUCGUUGCCGCCCUGACAGCAUCACCGGCACCACUCCUCCGCCCUCUCCCAACGUCGAUGAUCUCGAAGCCGGCGAGGUCAGGAUGGAGUUUCGUCCAGUCCCGCUGCGCGUGUUGCUGAAGCGCCGCUUCAUCCAGCUUCUCCUGCUCCUUUUCGUGGUGUGGUUCUUCAUGUGCAAAUUGACUCACUACGGCGUGUUGUCUGGCCGUUACCUUGGGCUCUCCGCUUGCAUCAACGUCGAAUUCGGCUACAAUCCAUCCACUGCCUCCAUUCCCGCAUUUGAACCUCCAGAAAACUCGACCUAUCGGGCACCAGACACGAUCGACACCUUCCAAAACUACGCCUGGCGAAAUCACAGCGAAUGCCAAAUCUCCUCGCUUGACUUGCACUCUGCCUUUUCUCCGUUGUGUGCUACGCGAGAGGACUUCCUACGAGCCUUCUCUGGAGGCGGGCGAAUUGGGUUCGACCAGCCUUUCAUUCCACUCGGGUGCGACAUGCGCUGGUUCACUACAGAGGAGGUCUGCGAGAUUUUCUCACGGUUUGAAAAAGUCAUUGUCGUGGGUGACAGUAUGAUGAGACAUGUGGUGGGGGCGUUGAACGUGCUUCUGCGCAAAGAUCUCGGAUACGGAGCAGUGACGAACUGGAACUUCGAUGACCAGGAAUUGCGCGACUGCUUCUGCAACCACCAGAUGGACGUCAAAUCCUGCUCUGUACAAGGCAUCUUCUCCACCUCCUCGGUCCUGGAACACGACCCGUCGAGCUUGUCGUGCUCGCGCGAAAGCCCCAUCGACCUAGUCAUCGAGAUGAUGCUCCGCUUCCCGCUCGACAACGAGGAGGUAAACCGCUACAAGGCCCUGCUGUCCCCGACCAAACCCGGCAAACCGUACGCUUUCAUCUUCGGCCAUGGCCUGUGGAACGACCUCGACCUCCAAGCCACGCUGAACUGGCUGGACGGCAUCCUGACGCACACGCUCGUCCAAGCCCCCUACCUCCUGUCCUCCGCCGCGGCCGCGGAGACCAAGCAACGCGCCCACUCCCACUCCCUCUGGCCGCGCCUGUUCAUCACGCCAAACGCCGCGGGCGUGAGGAAGCCGGACGAGUGGCUCGUCAGCCAGGGCGACAAGGCGCUCAUGAUCUUCGAGGAGAGCGUGCGCGCCGAGGCCGCCCACAGAGGCGUCGAGACCAUGGGCACCUGGAACAUGAGCGUGCAGGCCUCCAAGUACGACGGCGUGCACUUGGACUUGAAGGGCAAUCUGGUCAAGGCCAUGGGGGUGGUCAAUUGGCUGAAUCUGGUCGAUGUGCACGCCUGGUGA